CCGAUUCACUAUGAAGAGAAAAACUGGAGCGGGGAACCUUUUUCUGGUGGCUGCUACUUUGUGUCUAUGGCACCAGGUGUACUCUCUACAGUUGGAAAGGCUAUCAGGGAACCAGUUGGAAGAAUUGUCUUUGCGGGAACCGAGACAGCCACAAUAUGGGUGGGGUACAUGGAGGGUGCGAUACAGUCGGGGACCCGGGCAGCCAGGGAGGUGUUGUUUUCAAGAGGCCUUAUCACCAAGCAAGAACUACAGGAAGAUCCUGAUGAUAAACAAGACCAG
This is a messenger RNA of Candidula unifasciata, 279 nucleotides long. NCBI's taxonomy places the organism in Eukaryota, Metazoa, Mollusca, Gastropoda, Stylommatophora, Geomitridae. The record is from the annotation of a GenBank genome assembly.